Messenger RNA from Cladocopium goreaui, 1029 nucleotides. The record is from the annotation of a GenBank genome assembly. Lineage: Eukaryota; Dinophyceae; Suessiales; Symbiodiniaceae.
AUGUGUUUGGUACGCAAGCCUGCUUUUGUUCAAGAAUUUGGUUUUGUACGUGUUCAUCCUGCAAUGUUUGGAUGGUUCAGGAUCCAUUCAAUGUACUGCUAUGAUGUGAACUUAUUUCGUGACCGUUGGCUUGGGCCACCUGGUGCGUUGGAAGCUUUUUGGAAUGCGCAAAGAUCCAACCCUUGGUUUCAAAACCAUCCCAUUCUGUCGGACCCAGAUAUCGAUCUGAGCACAGUGUUUCCAGUUCUGUGUCAUGGGGAUGAUGCUGAUUCGCACCGCAGAAGGAGUUUCACGGUGUUGACCAUAGGUAGCCCACUUACUCGAGGAAGAUCUUCCUGGGAUGAACGCUUUCUCAUAUAUGUCAUGGAUGUCAAUCGAAGUGUGCCUGAAACCUAUGAUUGUCUCGAUGCCUGGGUGGUUUACUCACUUACAGAAUUGCAAGAGGGCAGGUUCAUGAAUGUGGAUGCAUAUGGGCAGCCAUAUGAACGUUCGUUGUCUGGACCUAUCUGUGGUCCAUAUCGAGGGGUCCUUUUUGCGUUGAAAGGAGAUCAGAAAUAUCUGCAACGUGCCCUAAAGCUGACAACUUCGUGGGUUAGUGAUAAAUGCUGCAUGUACUGUGAUGCGAGAACGAGUGGGCCCAACAUAUACACCUUUUUUGGUGAACAUGCACCUCAUAGAGCGACCUUGAAAACAACAAAUGACUUCAUUGUGAAUGGCAGCCGCCCAAAUCAUUGGGUAAGAUGCCCUGGCUUUGACAUUUCCAUGGUGUUUACAGACUGGCUUCACUUGGUUGACCUAGCACUUACUCCAGAAAUUGCUGCAAGUGCCAUCGUGGAGCUCAUCAAGAAUGAUGACGUCUGGCAGGGCGAUACUCAGGAAGAACGACUUCGGCAGGCACAUGUGGACUUUGCGCGUGAGUGCAAAAGACACCGGAUCAGUUUGGCACGUGAGGCCAUUGAGAAUGAGAUCAUGUUAUACAAGAUCAGGCCAAAAUUCCACCAGUUGCUGGGAUACUACACAUUUGUUUAA